Necator americanus (New World hookworm) is the source of this 903-nucleotide messenger RNA. RefSeq lists its product as uncharacterized. Gene Ontology annotation, molecular function: serine-type endopeptidase activity. The transcript has 9 exons. Bases 1 to 903 code for a protein of 300 amino acids. Gene Ontology annotation, biological process: proteolysis. Lineage: Eukaryota; Metazoa; Nematoda; Chromadorea; Rhabditida; Ancylostomatidae. The record is from RefSeq and is a predicted model, not a curated record.
AUGAGCGAUUCGGAAUCACUUCUAGAGAUGUUCAGGACAAUUCUUGCGACUGUGCUCCUUGCCGAACCAGCACUCGGAGUGAUCAACGGUCACUCAGCGAGCCCAUCCGAGACUCGUUCCCUUGUAAGGCUAACGUCCACUUUUCCUCACUUCGACCACGAACAAGCAAUUUGUGGAGGUGUCCUGAUAUCUCAAAAUGCUUUGCUCACUGCAGCGCACUGUGUCUACGACAGAAAUGUGCACUCUGCGCUGGUUACUUUAACGUUGAGCAGCUACCACCCUAAAGCUCCGAAGAAAGUAUCAAUACAAUUUUCCAAAGCCGUAAACAUUCAUUCGGACUUCUCAGAGCUUUCUAGAGGAGAUCCAGACAUGGCGAUCGUCUACCUUUCACAUCCGUUUAAGUGCGAAGCAAAGUAUGGUCCAGAAGUGGCACGUUUGCCGUUUCAAGUUGCGAAAAAGGGAAGAUACAUCACUUGGAGCAAUCCCAUCUCCGACAAAGAAAUAUACGACGCUAACUGCUUCGCUACUGGAUGGGGAAUCACAAAAAACGGAACGUUUGCUACUACUCCUCAGCGUAUCAAUCUUCAACUUGUGCAGGAUGAACUAAAUGGAUUGAUUGGCUAUCCAGUGGAAGAUAACAUUAGAGCAUGUCAGGGAGACUCUGGAAGUCCUGUGUACUGCCACAUUAGCGGAAUCAAAUAUUUGAUCGGAAUAAUAACGGACAUUGGAUCAUUCAAAAGUGAAAUACCUAUCUCCAAAGGCAAACUAGAAUGUGAACUUUACGAUUUUGUGCUCAUCUCGGAUAUCCGGAAGAAUGCUGUCGAAAUCGGUAAAAUCCUGAGAUCUCGAGGACAAAGCAAUGAAUUAGUGAUCAGUCAAAGCAAAUGCCUCAAAGAUCAUUGA